GCCGUGUUUAUGCCAUGCGUGAACAUGAAAAAAACAAACAGUGAUCAAUAGUGCAGAGGCUUCUCCAAAUGGCUAACAAAUUGAUUCUUUUCUCCGCUAUCUUCCUUCUUGCUGUAGUGUUCACCUUUCACACAACUGAAGGUAUACAUCCAGACAUUCCACAAAAUAUCACAGUUGAAGGAGUAGCAAGCAAUAAAACAACCAGAUAUGCAUUGGCUAAAAAGCUAACUGAAGCUAUCCUGAACAAGAUGUUCAGUUAAAAGUACUGUAUUAAAUUAUAUAGCUGAUGGUAAUUUUCGUUGGACUACGCUUACUAUAUAUACAUUUGAAUAGUGUGCUUAGUAAACAUGUACUCUUCAUUAAAUUGAGUAAUGUUAGUUUUAUUUAAAGCGAAAUAAAUGCAUUCUAU
Molecule: messenger RNA, 409 nt
Organism: Trichobilharzia szidati
Lineage: Eukaryota; Metazoa; Platyhelminthes; Trematoda; Strigeidida; Schistosomatidae
Source: the annotation of a GenBank genome assembly